AUCGCCUAUACGUGACGUGAAUUAUAGGAUUGUUUGGUACUGACAAAUAAUUUUGGAACACAGUCGAAAAGAAAAAAUCUGUCUUUUUGAGACUGUAUCAGCUGUUUUUAUGUGACAAUCGGAAGAUAACAAGUUGAUGUGAACUGGUAUAGCUACAAUGGUUACUGUACAAAAUAUUGGCGUACAACUCACGAGACCGAUAAAAGAAUUAGCAGAGUGGAAUUUUCCCUUUUCACAAACUCUGGAGAGGUAUUGCUCAUUGUUCAAUACAACACACAAUCACAGCUUCGGAGAAGCCGGGCUUGUUUUACAGAACUCUACUGCCGUGUACGCGCACAGAGUCGAUUCUCUGCGGCAUAAAAUCGAAUAUUUCAGAAGUAUAUUCGAGAAUUAUGAACACGAAGAAGAGACGCAGUGUUCGUCUAAGAAAAAGGAAAGAAAAGUCAACACGUGUUUUCAAGAAUUUAAAAAUAUCAACUUUUCAAAUGAGAUGGAAAAGAAUAUCGAUAUAAGGACUAUUGAUAUUAAGAAGAAUCACAUGAUGCAAAAUACAGUUAAAUCAAAGUGCUAUCGCUUCACUCAGUUAGAAAAAAGUAGCAUGCAGAAUGUUUCCAUUGAUAUGUACGAUGUGAAUGGAGAAGUCAUUGGUAAAAAAUAUGACUUUCGAUGUAAUCAGAACAUAAGUAUGGAUGGUAUAUUGAUCGACGAGUUCGCUCCUCAAGAUUUUUGUACAGAUGAUGACGUUGCUUUCAAUAAAUUCUCGUUGCUCAGAUCGUCAAAUUCACACGACACAGAAUCCUUGGAAUCCUCAUGGAAUACGUCAACAACCGAUUCUAAUGUACAAGAGAAUGAAAGUGCUCGUGAAACUUUUGACCAAACCGAACAAAUGAAUAAUGACGGUUCUUUAGAAGAAGAAGUUACCGAAAAUACAUCUCUUUCAUCGAAUCAACAAACCUCGUCCUUAUCCGAAAAAAGCGACAGAACGGUCGUCGAAACGCCAAUUACACCAAGCGAUUGCCAAGAAACAACUUUUGUCAGUAGCAUGAACUUGUCUCGCGAUACGAGUUCGCCAAUACCAAAUAUCGACAGCAGCACCUCGAAUAACAACGAUUCGGACGCCAGAUAUUCGGAUGAUCUUGGCAGUCCGUUAGAUAGUCCGUUAGAUAGACGUCAAUCGAUAGAUUCAAAAGAGAAGCGGACUUUACCGGCGGACGAAUCGGAAAAGUUACUUACCAGCUCUGUACUAACUACACCUCGUAGUAAUGAUACGAAAAACAAACUGCGACUGCGAAAUUCCACUUCAAGAUCGUCUAAGAGAAAACUAAGCGAGAAAGAACUAAGGAGACUAAGAACUCCUAGAAAAAAACGUAGUAGCGCGAUAAAAAUGACGCCCAAGCGAUUAUUGGAGGAAUCAUGUUCCUCGCCAAAAAGAAGAUUAAACAUGCUCGAGAAAAGUUUGAGCGCUUGCGUAAAAAGUAUACAGGAGUAUUAUGCUCAGCAAUACGAAGACGUAACGAACGAGACGACAGAUCUCUUGGGAUUUCGAUUACGCGAAGAUAUCGAUGAUGAUGCCGCGAAUAUCGACGGCAACGUUAUGACGAUAUCGAACGACGACGAAAUGUCAGAAAUUCACGUUGCGAGUCCUGUUCAAAUGUCGCCUUCGCACAGAAGUCCUUCUUCUGAUAUUUGGCUUCCAACGGACUAUUUAGUAUCGGAAAGUGUCGACAAGUGGCACGAGUCGAUACAGCCUAAACUGCACGAGGCCGAGCGAAGAUCGACGUUUUGCAUUCGCGAUUACGCGUCGCGAAUUAUGAACGUUUUAAAGGCGGACGGUCAGCAAAAAAUCAAUUUUGAUAGUGUCGUACAGAAGGAAAGCAGUUACGAAGUGGCCAGAUAUUUUUUGGCAUCGUUGGAUUUGGCUUCGAGACAGAAUGUGGAUAUAAUCAAAGACACCAAUCUCGAGCACAAUAUAGAAAUUGUUUUUCGUGGAGAAAAUAAAGAGUGUCUUGCCGACGAUCAAACGACGACUUCGCACGAUCAAACGUUUCGGCAAAUUCAUUAGGUGCAAGGAAGAAAACUCUAGUACAAAAUAUGUAAUAUAUUAUAUUAAGGAAAUUAAUAUAAAUAUAUUGUACUGUGAUAUUACACACAAACAUAC
Molecule: messenger RNA, 2158 nt
Organism: Pseudomyrmex gracilis
Lineage: Eukaryota; Metazoa; Arthropoda; Insecta; Hymenoptera; Formicidae
Product: probable serine/threonine-protein kinase ndrD
Exons: 10
Coding region: 158-2062 (634 amino acids)
Biological process (GO): mitotic sister chromatid separation; meiotic chromosome condensation
Cellular component (GO): nucleus; condensin complex
Molecular function (GO): chromatin binding
Source: RefSeq, a predicted model, not a curated record